Polyodon spathula (Mississippi paddlefish) is the source of this 3516-nucleotide messenger RNA. RefSeq names its product cyclin-dependent kinase-like 5. Gene Ontology annotation, molecular function: ATP binding; protein kinase activity. Gene Ontology annotation, biological process: regulation of dendrite development; positive regulation of axon extension; protein phosphorylation. The coding region runs from base 372 to 3506 and encodes 1044 amino acids. Gene Ontology annotation, cellular component: dendrite cytoplasm; nucleus. Lineage: Eukaryota; Metazoa; Chordata; Actinopteri; Acipenseriformes; Polyodontidae. The transcript has 20 exons. The record is from RefSeq and is a predicted model, not a curated record.
GGUUGUCUUGUGAAAGGGGGUUGGGUACUGUGUUGGAGCCGCUCUGCAAUGAAAACACGAGCAGUUGAAGGAGAGACAGCAGCCAGUCCAUUAAUUACUAAGAUUUGAGUCAUUUUGAAGAUGUAGGGAUAAUACAUUUGCUUAAUAGAAUUUCUGCAGCAGCACUGUCCCUGGACCUCGAGUCCCUGCAGAAUACUGAAGAAUGAGGUGGUAUCCUUUCUGGCCUGGUGUCUGAGAAGUAUGAGGAGGUUCCAGGCGGUCAGAGGGGUUUGCUGUACUGGAGAAAUCAUUCCUGGUUUCUGCACGCUGCCUGUUAACACCCUUCACUGAGCAACGCUUUGUGGGCCAUAUCACAGGAGGAAUUUGUCUUCAUGAAGAUUCCUGACAUUGGUAAUGUGAUGAAUAAAUUUGAGGUCCUUGGGAUUGUAGGUGAAGGCGCCUAUGGGGUGGUUUUAAAGUGUAGACACAAGGAGACCAAUGAAAUUGUGGCCAUCAAGAAGUUCAAGGACAGUGAAGAAAAUGAAGAAGUUAAAGAAACGACGCUGCGGGAGCUUCAGAUGCUUCGGACCCUGAAGCAGGAGAACAUCGUGGAGCUCAAGGAAGCCUUUCGCAGACGAGGGAAGCUGUACCUGGUCUUCGAGUAUGUGGAAAAGAACAUGCUGGAAUUGCUAGAAGAAUUGCCAAAUGGGGCCUCACCUGAGAAAGUUAGAAACUACAUCUAUCAGUUAAUUAAAGCAAUCCACUGGUGCCACAAGAAUGAUAUUGUCCACCGAGAUAUCAAACCAGAAAAUCUUUUAAUCAGCCAUGAUGACGUACUGAAGCUCUGUGAUUUCGGGUUUGCUCGCAACCUGUCCGAAGGCAGCAAUGCUAACUAUACAGAGUAUGUUGCCACCAGAUGGUAUCGUUCUCCAGAGCUGCUGUUAGGAGCUCCCUAUGGGAAAGCUGUGGACAUGUGGUCUGUGGGUUGUAUUCUGGGGGAGCUCAGUGAUGGGCAGCCACUGUUUCCUGGUGAGAGUGAAAUCGAUCAGCUCUACACCAUUCAGAAAGUCCAGGGGCCACUGCCCCCUGAGCAAAUGAAGCUCUUCUACAGCAACCCUCGCUUUCACGGACUGCGGUUCCCUGCAGUAAACCACCCCCAGACACUGGAGAGAAGAUACCUUGGGAUAAUCAGUGGUGUCAUGCUUGAUCUUAUGAAGAACUUGUUGAAGCUAAACCCAUCAGAGAGAUUCUUGACAGAACAGUGCUUGAACCACCUUGCCUUCCAAACCCAGCGUCUCUUGGAUCGCACUGGAAGUUCGUCACCUGCACGGUCCUCCAAGAAGAAGACCUAUCACGGGGAGAACAAUGCCUCCUCAAACAGAAACCAUGGAGGCAAAAGCGGGGGCUCGCAGGCACACCACCGAUCGAACAGCAAGGAUACACAUAGCCUACCACGGAGUGAGGACCACCACCAAACCAACGACAUCUAUCUCAACGGGAACCUGCCCCCCACUGCCGCUAUCAGCCCCACACCGCACCCCAAGAACUACCAGCAGCAUUCCAUCAACCGCUCCAUCUCCAGUAACAAGGACCUGGCCAACAACAACUUGCCUCACCUCCUUAGCCCCAAGGAUGCCAAGGGCAAGACAGAGUUUGAUUUUAAUAUUGGCCCAAAAGCCCCCGAUGGCCCCGGCCCUGGCCCUGGCACCAAGUACCUAAAGUCCAGCUCCCGCUCCAAGCAGAACCGACAUUCAUUAAAAGAGGGCAAGACUGGAACCCUCCAGUCGGGGGAGAAGCACAACCGCCACAGCUACAUGGAGACCAUGCAUGGCUCUAUGCCUCCUCCUUCAAAGAACAUGCCAUCCUACCUGACCCUCUCCAAGAGCCACGGGGCCCUCACAGACUCCAAGUCAGUGGGGAACCUCAGUGAAGCCCGGAUGCACCUGGAGGACCCCAGCUCACGUUACUUCCCCUCCAGCUGCAUGGACCUCAACUCUCCCAGCAGCCCAUCAGCGCCCCGGCACAGCGACAACCGGCCAGCAGUCAGCCCCUCCAUGAGGAGCAACCGCAUGGAGAGCGGUACUCUGGACUCCCGGCGUCAACCCACUCGGCAUGCAAAGAACCUGGAGGAAGUCAAGUCACCCGACCACAUAGGUGGCGCUGGAGGGCAUUCUCACUCUCUUUCGGCCCCCCAUGAGUCGUUCCCCUAUGGCCUGGGCUACACUAGCCCCUUUUCCUCCCAGCAGCGGCCACACCGGCACUCAAUGUAUGUGCGGCGGGAGCGGCCCCGGGGUCAGGGCAAUGACACAGGCCUCACAGUCGUCCAAGGAAUGCCGUCCCGAGCCAGCAGCCUGCAGCUUCUCUCCCCACAGCUGCAGCACAGGACACUAAACAUGCACUCAUCGGGGUCCUCGCGGGAGGACUGCACCGAUGACAAGAGCAGGAGUGACCAGUCCCCAACAGAAGGGAACCUCUCGCGACCCCCGAUUAAAGAUUCUUCACGGGACAACACAGCUUCAUUUCACUCACAGCGGCAAAAAGCUGAGGGGGGAGUAUACCAUGAUCCAUACCCGGAAGAUGGGGCGUCCUCAAAGGAAAACAGGCUGAUGUAUACGGACUCCAUUCCCAGAAGAGUAGGGAGCUUUUACAGAGUUCCAUCACCCAGGCCAGAGGGAACAUUCCAUGACAACUCAAUUCAGAGCAAGGCUUCUGCAGUCCCAGCGGAAAGCAACCUAGUGUCUAACCACUCAAUGAGACAAACUGCCUUUGAUCCAUGGAAAAACUCAGAGAACAUUACCAUCAGCCCUGCAGAACCAUUAAAGGAGAAAGAAAAGCAGGGAUUCUUCAAAGCAAUAAAAAAGAAAAAGAAGAAAUCACAAACGACUGAAAGCAACGAUGGAAAGAAUCCCAACAUCAAGAAAUGCCUAUUCCCUCUUUUUAAUUCAAAGAAUAGUAUAAAGCAUAGCUCUUCCAUGAAAGCUCUUCCUGUAGUCACUUCACCGAUGGUACCCGGCAGCGAUGGUCAAGAUCACCUGGCUGUACAGAAGGCCACCCGAUCUAAUCAUCAAAGCAGCAGACACAGAAGCAGGGAUCGGGACCGGGACAGAGAUCGGGACAGGGACAGGGACAGGAACUGGCAUCCUGAUAAGAUGACAGAAGUCCAUUCUCAGAGCCAACCGUUGAGGUCCCUCCGAAAGCUGCUCCACCUCUCUUCCUCCACCAACCACUCUGUCCCCUCUGAACUACGCUUCCAGCCACUUCCAAGCCAGCCUUCUAAAGGGGGUUUUAGUGAGGGCCGUGGGCACCCCAGCAGUGGCUCCUCACAAUCCAAGAGCAGGCAGACCUUCCAGCUGCCAGGACAGAUGGAGCCUGGCUGGCAUGUGCCUGCUGUGAACCGUAAAAGCGGCGACGGGACCCCCUAUCCUGACCAAAUGCCUCCACAAGGCAGCCAGAAUGGGCACAGCUUUAGCCGAUCAUCUCGUUCCCGGAUGCCAAACCUCAACGACCUGAAGGAAACAGCCCUGUAGUAUAACCCCC